Messenger RNA from Cercocebus atys (sooty mangabey), 2345 nucleotides. It is a transcript of the gene ARID3A, whose product is annotated as AT rich interactive domain 3A (BRIGHT-like). Gene Ontology annotation, biological process: regulation of transcription by RNA polymerase II. Gene Ontology annotation, cellular component: nucleus. The coding region runs from base 446 to 2185 and encodes 579 amino acids. NCBI's taxonomy places the organism in Eukaryota, Metazoa, Chordata, Mammalia, Primates, Cercopithecidae. The record is from RefSeq and is a predicted model, not a curated record. The transcript is spliced from 8 exons. Gene Ontology annotation, molecular function: DNA binding.
UUAUUUAUUAUCCUUUAAAGGGGCCGCGACCUGAAAAUUUCCGUCCACUCUGCCCGGCUCCCCAGCGCCCCCGGGCUGGUUGCGCGUCGUCCGACCGCGCGCGGGGGGCGAGGGGGCGUCCGGGGAAAAGUGGGAGCCCUGGCGAGCCCCUCCCGCGCCCGGGCCGCGGCGCUGAAUCACCGGCCAGGUUUCUGCAGAUGCGUGAAUGAGCCGGACACCAGCCUCUGUCCCCUGGAGCCCAGCGUGAGGAAGAGGCAUGCCCUGUCAGCCUUCAGCCUGAGCCCGGCGGCCCCCGCCCCCGCCCCCUGCCACCCUGCACUGCCCCGGCUCCCCCGCGGCCCCCACGCUGCAGUGCGGCCGGGCCCCCUCCCCGCAGGGGCCGCCCCCGCCGCCCACCCCUAGCGCCCGUGGUGGUGGUGGUGGUGGUGGCCCGGGCCGCAGGGCCAUGAAGCUGCAGGCCGUGAUGGAGACGCUCUUGCAGAGGCAGCAGCGGGCGCGCCAGGAGCUGGAGGCCCGGCAGCAGCUGCCCCCUGAUCCCUCCGCUGCACCCCCCGGCCGGGCCCGGGCUGCUGCCGACGAGGACAGAGAGCCCGAGAGUGCUCGGAUGCAGCGGGCUCAGAUGGCUGCGCUGGCCGCCAUGCGGGCUGCAGCUGCGGGCCUGGGACACCCGGCCAGCCCCGGGGGCUCUGAGGAUGGGCCCCCAGGCUCGGAGGAGGAGGACGCGGCCCGGGAGGAGACACCGGGCUCACCCGGCAGAGGCAGAGAAGGGCCAGAAGAGGAGCACUUUGAGGACGUGGCCUCCGACGAGGACAUGAAGCCCAAAUGGGAGGAGGAGGAGAUGGAGGAAGACCUCGGGGAGGAUGAAGAGGAGGAGGAGGAUUACGAGGAUGAGGAGGAGGAGGAGGACGAGGAGGGGCUGGGGCCCCCAGGCCCCGCCAACUUGGGCCCCACGGCGCUGUUCCCCCGAAAGGCCCAGCCACCCCAGGCCUUCCGAGGCGAUGGCGUUCCCAGGGCGCUGGGGGGCCAGGAGCGGCCGGGGCCUGGCCCUGCCCACACCGGAGGGGCCCAUGUAGCUCCGCAGCUGCAGCCGCCUGACCACGGGGACUGGACGUAUGAGGAGCAGUUUAAGCAGCUCUAUGAACUCGACGGGGACCCCAAGAGGAAGGAAUUCCUGGAUGACUUGUUCAGCUUCAUGCAGAAGCGAGGGACACCUGUGAACCGUAUCCCCAUCAUGGCCAAACAGGUCCUUGACCUGUUCAUGCUGUACGUGCUGGUGACGGAGAAGGGCGGCCUCGUGGAGGUCAUCAACAAGAAGCUAUGGCGCGAGAUCACCAAGGGCCUCAACCUGCCCACAUCCAUCACCAGUGCGGCCUUCACCCUGCGGACCCAAUACAUGAAGUACCUGUACCCCUACGAGUGUGAGAAGCGGGGCCUCAGUAACCCCAAUGAGCUCCAGGCAGCCAUAGACAGCAACCGACGGGAGGGCCGGCGCCAAAGCUUUGGGGGCUCCCUCUUUGCCUACUCGCCAGGUGGGGCGCACGGCAUGCUCUCCUCACCCAAGCUGCCCGUGUCCUCCCUGGGCCUGGCCGCAAGCACCAACGGCAGCUCCAUCACCCCCGCCCCUAAGAUCAAGAAAGAGGAGGACUCAGCCAUCCCCAUCACGGUCCCUGGCCGCCUGCCUGUCUCCCUGGCAGGCCACCCUGUGGUGGCAGCCCAGGCAGCAGCUGUGCAAGCAGCAGCCGCCCAAGCAGCUGUGGCCGCACAGGCAGCCGCCCUGGAACAGCUGCGGGAGAAGCUGGAGUCUGCAGAGCCUCCUGAGAAGAAGAUGGCCCUGGUGGCUGAUGAGCAGCAGCGGCUGAUGCAGCGGGCACUCCAGCAGAACUUCCUGGCCAUGGCGGCCCAGCUGCCCAUGAGCAUUCGGAUCAACAGCCAAGCCUCCGAGAGCCGCCAGGACUCCGCUGUGAACCUGACAGGCACCAACGGCAGCAACAGCAUCAGCAUGUCCGUGGAGAUCAAUGGCAUCAUGUACACAGGUAGGACCCCUGAGGCCACGCGCUGCCUGGACCUUUCCUCUCCCACCGUGAACUCAGGGCCCUGGGUUGCUCCUGGUCCCACCUGUUCGAACCAGCUGUGCGGGCAAGUAGGGCAUGACCAGGGGCUUUGCGGGAUAAACAGUCAAGGCUGAUGGAGAGGAUACCGUCGUUCACCUGGCGCCAUGCUCAGCCCAGAGGGGGUCAUCCACAGAUACAUAUUCAGUGUGACGCUGGAUGGAUCACAUUCCUAGUUUAUUUAUUUAUUUUUAUGAGACGAAGUCUUGCACAGACAUGCACCAGCAAACCUGGUUA